AAUGUGAAAAUUCGGCUUCAGAACCUUCAUGUGAAAGUGACAACGACGAAAAUGCAAAAAUAAGAUCUAAUCCAACAAGAAAUGGUGCCAAACGAUUAAAAACAAAAGAGAGUGAUACAAACGAAUUAAAAGUUCUUUUAAAAGAAAUUAAAUACCUCAGGAAUGAUAUAAAAAAUGUAGAAGAAAAAGUCGAGACAACAAAUAUUAAAACCACAAUAAGAGACACCUGGCCAGACAGGAAAUUCGAGAAACUACGUGAUCAACAUGAAUACGAUACCUUGCGGUCGAUCGGUUAUGAAUUGGACUUAGCAUUAAAUACAACUUCUGGAACAGAAGCUUUACAAUAUAUUGAAAAUGCACGUACAAUGUCAAAAGAAAGAAUGAUAGUUUUGAAUGUUGCAAGCGAAUAUGGCUGGGAUGUAGCUGCUGAAUUACCACAAUCCAAAAAUAAAAACAUGAUCGAAUAUUCUGAAGCAAUUGAAAAAGCAAAACAAGCAGCAUCACUCAAAAAGAGUAAUAAACGGAA
Acaulospora morrowiae is the source of this 526-nucleotide messenger RNA. Lineage: Eukaryota; Fungi; Glomeromycota; Glomeromycetes; Diversisporales; Acaulosporaceae. The record is from the annotation of a GenBank genome assembly.